AAAAGCUGUGAGCAGCUCCUGGGGCCAGAAGCUUCAAAAGCAGCAGAGUUUUGUUCUUUGGGGGUUUGUAAUAAGAGACACUCCUUCACAAAGGUUCACAUCAUCAUAUAGGAGAGUGCUAUAUAUACUGGGAGAACAAUAGACUGUAUUCUUCUUUUUUUUUUUCUUUUCUUGGUAUUAUCCAGAGAUCUGUUCUCUACUGUCCUGACUUAAAGCAGAGCACCUCUGUGGCCCAUCUUUCUCCUUUUGGCCCCCAAAAUGACAGUAAUCACUGCAAUCAGCUGUGCUUUCCUAUUUUCCAUUCUCUGUGAAACAAGUGCAUUAGUGUUACCCAACUCCACUGACCUACUCCUGUCAGACAAUAAUUUCACUGACAUUGAGACAGCUUUGGCAGCUCAUCUGGACUCUGCAAAAAUUCCCAAAGCCAGGCGGAAGCGCUACAUUUCACAGAAUGACAUGAUUGCUAUUCUUGAUUAUCAUAAUCAAGUCAGAGGCAAAGUCUUCCCACCUGCUUCCAACAUGGAAUAUAUGGUUUGGGAUGAAACUCUUGCCAAAUCUGCAGAGGCUUGGGCUGCAACAUGCAUUUGGGACCACGGACCUUCAUACUUACUGAGAUUCUUGGGCCAGAACCUGUCUGUGAGAACUGGGAGGUAUCGAUCUAUUCUCCAGCUGGUAAAGCCGUGGUACGAUGAGGUGAAGGAUUAUGCUUUCCCUUAUCCUCAGGACUGCAACCCCAGGUGCCCCAUGCGAUGUUAUGGACCCAUGUGCACCCAUUACACACAGAUGGUUUGGGCCACUUCCAAUCGUAUAGGCUGCGCCAUCCACACAUGCCACAAUAUGAACGUCUGGGGAUCUGUUUGGCGACGAGCUGUUUACUUGGUAUGCAACUAUGCCCCAAAGGGGAAUUGGAUUGGAGAAGCGCCAUAUAAAGUAGGAGUCCCAUGUUCUGCUUGUCCUCCAAGCUAUGGAGGUUCUUGUACUGACAAUCUUUGUUUCCCAGGAGUAACAUCAAACUACUUAUACUGGUUCAAAUAAGUUAAGGUUUACAUUAUUUUUUUUUUUUAAAAAAGGAUGAGUAUCAAGAAGCUUGUAUAUUGAUGUUUGCACAUAUUAUAUAUAGAGAGAUAUUGUAAUAAUACUCUGAUGUCUUCUUUUUUGUAUGCUUUUGUAUAAUUAGCUUUCAAAGUAUAGUAUAAUUUGGUUUUAACACUUUAAAAUUUAAAUUUCACAUUAACCCUUUUAGAUUAACAUUUUAUUAACAGAGAACAAAUGAAUUUUCACCUUAGCAAGUGUAGCUUCCUGAAGAUUAGGUUCUGUUAAAAGCACGUUAAAACAUAGAAUAUGGCUUCCUUUUAAAAAUUAUAGCUCCAGAAAGAGAAGGGUCAUUGUUUAAUACUGUGCUUUAAAAAUGGAGUGUGCUGUGUAAAGCAACAAAUUGUCCUCACGCUCCCAGUGGUUCUUCCCGUUGACACCCAUGCUUUCACCUGCAACCUCAGUGGGACUCCCAGAAGAGGAAAACGUAUGUGCAAGAGAAACUGCAGGAUCUUACCUACCUCAUGCACAACAUCCAUUGGUUUCUGGCAUUCCCAGCGUCCAGCACACGGCUGCUGCUAUCAUCGAUGACGCCGGUGUGCAGACAGGAAAAUUGGAGAGAGCGAGGAACCACCCUGGCCAAGACGCGGUGGCUGUGAACUCAUGUGCCUGCAAUCUUCACUGGAUAGGAAGCUACAUCACUUCAAAUAUUCUGAUGUAACAACUCAACCUAACUCUACUUUUCCAUGUUUCUGAACACGGUCAUAACGGUAUGAUGGUGCUUUGCAGCAGUAUAUUUAUUCUUGUACAGGGAGGUAAAGAAAUACAUUGCUACAAAGCACCCUAUGUCAAUACAUGACAUCCAUACUGUCUUCUACACUAUAUGUUUGCCAGUAUAGGUGCUAUCCCCCUGGCUGAAGUUCAGCCAGGUGAAACUUUUGAGGAAAGAGCAGACGUAAAAGUAGCUAAAAGGAUUUCCAAAUAAAAGGCACCAGGCAACCUUAAAACUUCACACAGAUUUGUGAACAAAGAUUCGAAUUUUCUAAAGCAGUUGUCAGUGUCCUUUCAAAUAGAUUCCUGAAAAUAGCUGUAUGAAUUGAUAAAACCCAAAUCUACUUAGUCAUAGCUUUCCCACCAAACCCUGAAUGCCUUAUGGGUGCUUACUAGAACAUUUAUAAAAAGGAUCUACACUUUAAGAUAGGAUGUGAUACAGUUAGUUUUCUUGAAAAAAAACCAGAUCAAAACAAGGAGGAAAUCAAGUAUCUGCCACAACUACGAUGUCAUUGAAAUAGCCUCGAGUUUUGGCUUUGUUUUACAGGGCAGAAUGUACUCCACUUUAAAUAUACGUGUUUAGUCUGCUUGUACUGCCACAUUUAGACCUCUGAAAUUUAUGAACUUUGAAAAGUGAUACUGAGCAGAGCAAGCAGAACAGCAGAGGGUAAUUUCACUAGUGCUAUGUGUGUGUGUGUCCUUCAGUCACUGCUCAUUCAGUCCAUUUGAGGGUGGUGGAGACAGUCUGUCAAUGGAAUAUGAAGUAUCCUAUUGGUGAUAUCAGAAAAAAAGAUGGGAGUUUGAAUUCUUCAUGUUAGUUAUUCCUUUUCCUUAGGAAGACAGCUGUGUGGGGGGAAUGAGCUCUACAGCCUGUGAAGCGUAACAGUGUCUCUCCAUCUACCCAUAAUUUCAUCCCUCAGAGAAUGUCAGUGACUGGUCUGUGGCUUUUUUGACACUUCUGGUUAGUGACACUGCUGUAUCUGAGAGGACAAUAACCAGACAAGUGCAUAGUCUUAAAACGUGUCCAUGUUUUAAAAGAACAACACUUGUAAUGUUCUACUAACAUUUAUCCUAACAGUUACCAUGGAAAUGGUUUUCCCUCUGGGUUCAAAGGGACUUGGGCAGUGCUCAAUCAGUCUAGCGCUUGGGCUAAGUAAAAUCCAGUCCUGUUUUGGGAGCGAAGCACAACCUUUUUGAGUCUUCCAUCUACACAUUGAAAGAAUUCUGUGAGACAAUACCACCAGUUUUCUGGUGGGACAACUAGCCCUCAGCCAGCCCAGUUCUUGACGAAGAUGUGUGGGGCAAAUAAAUCUUUGUUCUGUGUAAGAUUUCUUCUCUAGAGGUAAAGACAGCCUAAAAAAGUGCAUCUAACCAUUUUCAUUAUUAUUAUUAUUUUAAAAAAAUACAAGAUAGGAAGCAGAGCAUAAGCAAAAGUUCAGGUUAAGCCAUGAAGCCUACAGCAGUAGGUCUGACAAUAAGUGACUAUGCACUUUGGAAUUUGCAACAAGUAUGUUGUAUGUUACACUUUCCAAACAGGAGUAGACAUUGUAAAUUAAUUUAUAAUUCUGUAAUUCAGCUGAAUUUAUUAUAACGGGUAUAUAUGUUAUCGUAUCUGUUACUUUUUAAGUUGCUACAAAUGCCUUGAUUCUGUGGAAUAUUUUGUUUUCUGUGGGUAUAGAAAACUUUGCUCUUAACAAACAGGUAUGCAGGUUUUUUCACAACAUCCCAUAAUGGUGCUAGGGAUUAAUUAUUUUAAUCACACUGUAAUUGACACCAGCAAAAAAUGAUCUGGGUAUAAGCUAUUUCAUACAAGCAGCUCCUGAUAAAACCAGCCACAAGCACUCAAGCAUUAGCUGAAUAUUUUUAAUUGACCAGAGAGGUUUACAGCUCAUUGGAUGUUUGGUUACCACAUGGAAUUUGUCCUUCCGCUUUAAAAAUAUAAAACUACUUAUUAAAAUAAGUAGUUUGCUGAAGGCCUUUCUGUAUUUAUUACCUAUUUGGAUCUUCCCAAUUCCUAUCAAAUUGUUGUCUCUUGGGUUGGGCAAUGGCAAUGCCAGUAAAGCUCUGCUUCUUCCAAGCAGAGUGUUGUGCCUUUAAAGACAGAGAAAUUAGAUCAGACUUUUGUUCUGGUCUAAAUAUAAAAUUAUGAAAGUAUACACAUGCUAAAACAAGGCUAAAAAUAUUUUCAGUCAAAAUACUGUGGGAGGCAUAGGAGUAAAAAUGAAGUAAUUGAUAUCAUUAAUUAUAGAGUGCCGCUGUUUAUAAUAUCUGCUUGUGAUUUUUUGCCUCAUUUAAAUAUCCAAGAUGAUGGGUAGCAAUUGAUACCUUCUGGUGCUAACCUAUAUCUUCUGGUGCUGAAGUUAUACAUUAUUUUUUGUAAGAGAUGAGGGUUACUUCCAAUAUUACCAUACACACUCCAGUGUUUGUAAGAUCUUUUUCAGCUAAGCAUGUCAUAUACAACCUAGGCCAGAUUCGCUUCCAAAAUUCUAAUUUUAUGGUUGUUUCAGGCUCUAAUGAGAGUUUUAUGUGCCUCAGAGAGGAAAAUGUAUUCCUGUUCAAAACCAAAACAAACAGCACCUUCCCCUCAUCACAACAGUGGAACGAAUUAUGGGGAGAGUAAGAUCUCUGGCAGCUGUGACUGGAGACUGAUGCUGAGCAGGUUUUAGUGAUCCCAAAUUCUCUCUCUGGGGUAAUAAAUGGAAUAAAUUCAGAAAACCUAAGAUUGACCUCGAGCACUUGUGCUUGGGAAGCCGCAUGUUCCUCUUCUCUGAGAUCAGUUUGUUCCCCUCUGAAUUGGAGAUGAGUUCGGUCAGGCCUCAGUGAGAACCAUGGGAGGUUUGACAUGACUUUUGCAGGACUGAGAAAGUUGGGAUUCUGUGAGAGCUUUAAGGACAGCAAAAUUAAACUUCAUAUGCUAUCCCCUACGAACUCUGGGAAAUACCAUGGGAUUCUGAAAGAGGAAACCUCCCAGAGCAAACGUGUUCUGUACCACAGAUGGGACCUAACAGAAAGAAACAUAUUGAUAUCCUUAUCUAUGUCUAUAGAUAGAGGGAUAGAUAGAUAGAUAGAUGGGUAAAUAGAUAUAUCUGUUUAUAUAUGAUUUUCAAUGAUCAUGUCGCAAGCGUGGAUGCCCUCUUGUGGUCGAGAAUGCCAAUGUAUUGGUUUGGUUUCUUAGGAAUCCAAAAAGUUUUAGGAUUUUUUUAGAACAAACAUAUGCAAAUUUAGUUCAUUUUCUGUCUUCUUUCUUGAGAAAUGAGGUCCAUUUCAUAACUCCUUGAAUUCGUAGUUUUACUUGAUUUGUAAGUACAGGACAAUCACAGUUCUAUUGGCUGUCGGUUACCUGUCAUAAAAGCUUUAUGAGUGUGAAGUACAAUAGAGAUAUUCAGAUGUCAGAGAAUUUUUUAGAGGUGUUAAAUCGGAUAUAUUUCUUUAAAAAGCACAAGUGAGAAGCCUCAUUACUCAGAUACUAAAUUCUAAUGAACCCUAAUAAAAUAAGAGAUUUAAAUGUCCAAAGUACUAUUGAAAUUUGCCCAUUAUUGCUAAGUUUUCAAGACAAAACUGUUGUGUUCCUCUUCUAGAAUGAAAUGAUCUCACAGAAUCCAAGCACACAGUGUGUUUAUGGUGCUCUUUAAAACUGUGCGAAAUAGAAAAAUCAUAUGCUCUGGUUGUCAGAUCAUAAUUGGUCUGAUGGUGUCAAAGUGCACAAACCUUCCUGUUUAGAUUCAUAGGAGGAACAUUAAACUUCUGUCAACAGUAAUCUGAAAUAACCACAGCUUUCUCAAACUGCUUUCUGUCAAUACAAAAUACAUUAAAAAUCAAGAAAAACAUAGCAAUGGCCCAUCUGGUUAAUUCAAGACAGGCAACAGCCCAACUGAUAAAUUCAAGAAAAGAAAAAAAAAAAUUUCUAUUGAUAAUUUCAAGACUUUCUUUCUGCUUAAGCUUCAUUUACUGAGUUCCGCUCAGAAUAUAGUUAUUUUCUGUUAGAGAAGAAUUUUUUGCUCAUGUGGCAAGGCAAUGCAUUUUAAAAUUCACACAAGUCCGUGGAACAGACAUAAACUUUUGAAUGUUGUCCCUGCUCUGCUGAGUUCCCCUGAGUGUGAAGUGUGAGAAAACCAGACUGAAAUGGUUGCAAUAUGAUUUCAUCUCCGUGUCUUCUGCCAAAAGACAAAAUUCAGCUCAGAAAAAGAUUUUGGCCCCCAUUUGGCGAACAGGUUGUUAACUCUUUAAGAAUCCCCCAUGCAGACAACCCAUAUAAAUUAUGCUAGGAGGCUUUUUGGCCAACAGAAGAGAGGGGAUAUCCCUCAGGUUAUAUGUUUAGUUCACAACAGCGACCAUUAUUCAAAUCACUGUGCUGUUCAUCGUGCUGCAAACUCGCUACAGCUUCAAUAGAUCAUCAUGUAAGUCCAGAAUUAUCCUAGAUGCAAUAUUUCAGGUAAAUAAACAUAAAGUGUGAAUGGUAAUAUUGGAAUCUAAUAACUCUGAGGAGCUAAAACCUCUUUGUUACAUGUAGGGUGCUCUAACAUAAUCGAAACGGUGCUUAACGGCAGGGUUCACUUAAGAAGCAAACCAUCUACAGUUGCUUUUUUCCAUAUACAAUAAGGAAACAGUUUUCUGAGGUCUGAAGGUUUUGAGGAUUAGAAAAUUAUGGUAUUUCUAUGCUUUUUGUCUGAACCCGAGCCAAAAAAACAUUCAUUCAGUGUUUAUUCAGUGAAAUGUCCUUUCACACCUCUCAUUAUGUAUUUUCAUCAUUUCUUGUUUAGAUUUUUUGGAUAAUUGUGUGGGCGGGGUUGUACCUGGUUUUUCGGAGAAGAAAGCUUCUUGUGUAACACGUCUUGCAGUGAACUUAUCAAUAUAACAUUUCUUUCAUAUUGUCAUAUGAUGCUAUAUACAUGUUAUACCUGAGGCAUAAAUUUGUAUCCCUGUUUCAACUUCUAAUGCUAUGAGGCUAUAGAGAAGUGUACAUCAUUUUGAUCUAUUUUGUAACAUCUAUGCAUUUAAAUAAAUUAGUAAA
Messenger RNA from Calidris pugnax (ruff), 6814 nucleotides. It is a transcript of the gene PI15, whose product is annotated as peptidase inhibitor 15. Gene Ontology annotation, cellular component: extracellular region. Bases 259 to 1035 code for a protein of 258 amino acids. The transcript has 6 exons. The record is from RefSeq and is a predicted model, not a curated record. Lineage: Eukaryota; Metazoa; Chordata; Aves; Charadriiformes; Scolopacidae.